Messenger RNA from Aspergillus puulaauensis, 1584 nucleotides. RefSeq names its product scramblase family protein. The record is from RefSeq and is a predicted model, not a curated record. Gene Ontology annotation, cellular component: plasma membrane. NCBI's taxonomy places the organism in Eukaryota, Fungi, Ascomycota, Eurotiomycetes, Eurotiales, Aspergillaceae. The transcript is spliced from 3 exons. Gene Ontology annotation, molecular function: phospholipid scramblase activity. The coding region runs from base 1 to 1584 and encodes 527 amino acids. Gene Ontology annotation, biological process: plasma membrane phospholipid scrambling.
AUGUGGGCCAGAAGAGUCCAAAUACCCGCCGCGAGGUGGUUUCAAUGCCCAAGAGCUUCCGCCAGCUCUUUCACAAGAGGCCGAGCCACGCCCGCUCGCGGUCCUCGAAAUUCCACUCGAAGGCCACCCCCGAUUCGAAAUGAUGCGAACCCCUCCGAAAAACAGACAGGAAACACGGGAUCCCCGGUUCCGAAUUAUGAUCCCGCGCAGAAUACACUCCUUUCGCCCGUCUACAUCCCGGAGGAUCCCCAUGGUGUCCUCAAGGAAUCCCAUCCCGCCACUGGGAUUCUAGCGAACUCCGGACUGGUCGUGCAACGACAGCUGGAGUUGAUGAAUGUAAUGAUCGGCUUCGAGCAAGCCAAUAAGUACGUGAUACUAGAUGCUGCAGGAAACCAUGUUGGAUAUAUGGCAGAGCAGGAGAGAGGGAUGGGGAACAUGAUGGCACGACAAUGGUUCCGCACACACCGAAGCUUUGUUACGCAUGUAUUUGAUAGACACGAAAACGAAGUCCUCCGAUUCCAUCGUCCAUUUUCAUGGAUCAAUUCUCGGAUUCGAGUAUACGAUCCUUUCAACGCCGAUACAAUCUCACACUCCUCAUCUUCCGCACUUCAAUCCAAUACCCCCGGCUCUCUUGCUCAAGCCUCGGAUUACCCAAAUGCCCGAGUAUCACCGCUUGGAAUUGACCAGAUGCGCGUCAUUGGAGAAGCGCAGCAACAGUGGGCGCCUCUACGGCGGAAAUACAACCUAUUUACCUACCAUCAUUCACCUAAUACUGCGACUGAGAUGGGAACUCAGCGGAUGCCUCUGGCGCAGACCGGGCUGUCCAAUUCUCAGCAAAUGCAACUGUCGGAAGGGAAUCGCGAUUUUGGCGAAUUCAACCAAUUUGCCUACGUCGAUGAGCCUUUCUUAUCAUGGGACUUUUCGUUGCGCUCUGCUAAUGACCGUCUGAUCGGGUCCGUUAAUCGUGAUUUCGUCGGGUUUGCUCGUGAGAUCUUCACGGAUACUGGUGUUUAUGCUCUACGGAUGGAUUCGGCGGCUCUAAAACCUGCCAACACACCGGAUCAGGGUACCUCGAUCACCGGCAUGACCCUUGAUCAGCGUGCCGUUAUGCUGGCCACGGCCGUCAGCGUUGAUUUUGACUAUUUCAGUCGUCACAGCGGUGCCGGUGGCAUGGGAUUCUUCCCAAUGUGGAUGCCAGGUGUUGGCGGAGACGCCGCAGCUGGUGGUACAGCAGCUGGCGAAGCUGGAGCUGUAGGCGAAACCGCGGCUGGAACCGUUGGAAGAGGAACUGCUGGAACCAUGGGCGAAGGCGCCGCGGCAGGUGUCGCUGGAGCAGGUGCGAUGGCAGGAUACGAUGCAAUGUCCAGAGGUGCGGCGGGAGAAAGCCAACCGCAAGAAGGUGCACCGACUCAACCACCUGUAGAUCAGAAUUCACCGACGAACAGCCAAACGGGCCCGUAUGGCGAUGUCUGGACGCCAGAACAAAAGAAUGACCGUAAGCCAGAUAAUCCAUGGGCUGAUGAAUACGAUGAUGAUGACGGAGGAGAUGGAGGGAGCGGAGGGGAUGAUUAUGAUUUCUUCUAG